AUGUAUUAUCCAUACUCUGAAACUAAUGCAGAUUCAACCCCUGCACCAGAACUUUCGUCAUUAAUCAAUGAGAGUUCACAUCUCUUAUCUGGUAAUGUUUGCUAUCCAUCAUUUAACUCGUUGAGGGAGCAAGUUAUUAAUCCAUAUGAAAAGGAGCCAUUGCCAUCUUUCACUCCAAACAACCAAUCUUUUGUGAAAUAUGACUUACCAGAUCAAACCAAUAGUCUAUUGAGUGAACAACUUUCAAAUGUUGAAAGAAAAACUCAAGAAUGGAUUCAAGAAAGAUUGGGAUUAAUCUCAGUACUAGAACAAAUGAUUCAUGCAUUAGAUUAUCAACAACAAGAAGCUGCAAAGAAGAAAGCAAACGGAACGGCUACCAAUCUUGUUGGGGCAGCACUUAUUCGUAAUCAAAAGAAGGAUUUCAAGAAUUCAGGACUCAUGACCAAUGAUUAUUGUGCUUCCUUGUCGUUGGCUAGUUUGGUGAUUAAGGGAGUGAUUCCUUUUGCUGCUCUUCCAGUCGAUUUGUUAAUUCUUGUAAAGGAAACUAAGAAAGCAAGUGGAAAGCAACCUUCGAAAUUGGCAACUAAAUUGCUUCGAGUUGUUGUAGCAACUAUACAGCAAUUGAAAGGUGUUUCGGGGAGAAGUAUGUUGGAUUCUUCAAGAAAUAAUGGAGCUGUUUCGAAUAUUCAGACGAAAGAUGUUCGGAAAGUGAUUUUUCAAUCAAAAGAGCAGUUAAAUAUGGAGGAAUAUCAAGGUGGAAUAAUAUGCUUGGAUGAUUCGGAUAAGAAUAAUUCCAUUUUGAUUAAAAAUACGAUGAAGAGCUUAUUAACAUAUUUUGAUAAUUCCAAAAAUGGCGGUCAAGCACCGUUUCCUAUAAUAUUUCUAGUUGAUGAAGGAUCCAAUAUGCAAUCAACCAUGCUGUAUUUAUUUUCUAAAAUUAUUAUAACUUGUUGUAAAGUAAUUUGCGAGAAUAAUAGCAAUUAUACAAAUAUGGAAAGUAAUGAAUAUUCCAAUUAUAUUAGUGGUCAAGUUAGAAAAAGAAUUCACAGAAUAUUUACAGAAUCCUAUUGUUCAUUCACUGAAUUUAUAUCAGGUGCUGUAUUAGAAAUGAGAGAUGCAUCUGUAAAUGAAAAAUUAAUUAUCAGAUUCAUGUUGAUAAUGUUCCAUAUUUGGAAAUCAGCUCAAGAUUGGAUCAUUUUCCCAAUGGAAUUCAAAAAUCAUGUAAAUAGUUUGAAAAUCUUGCAAUUUAUCAAAAAUAAUUUGCAAUCCAACAAUUCUCUCAACAAACAAUCACUUUCCCAAAAUGGAAAUGUCAUUCAAGUCAAGAAAUUCCUUCCAUCAAAACCUCCAACCUAUCUAGAACCUGUCAGAAUGGACAUUGUCCCCUCAGUGUUUCAGUCCAUUCAAGCUUACUCUUACUCACUUUCAAUUUUACAAACUACUCAAGUUGGUGACCAAACUCAGAAUAUUCUCUCAAUAUCUGAUAAUUCAAAUCUGAGAAAAUCUACAACUGAUUCAUUAUCUUAUCUGAGAAAGAGGAAAAUAUUGGAAAAGGAACAAAUUGUAAAGGCAACUGAGGAAAGUAUGAUGGAGAAUAUUAGACAAACAUAUGUUAAUGAUAUGAGAAAUGGAGAUUUGACAAGUCAGAGAGAAGAACAUUAUAGAAAUUAUUAA
This is a messenger RNA of Naegleria gruberi, 1674 nucleotides long. RefSeq lists its product as uncharacterized. The record is from RefSeq and is a predicted model, not a curated record. The transcript has 3 exons. Bases 1 to 1674 code for a protein of 557 amino acids. NCBI's taxonomy places the organism in Eukaryota, Heterolobosea, Eutetramitea, Acrasida, Naegleriidae.